AAAAAAAAAAAAAGCUAUUGAAAUAGUUGGAAUUUGAUCAAAUAAUUGCCAGAUAACUGAGAGCCGAUUGGACGAAGACGACAUAUACCUUGUACGGUUGAAUGACAUUUCAGACCACGUGGUCGUCUCAGAUGAUUGACUUUUGGCUCCUCGUGUUGAUUUUAGCACUUUCACAGUGGUCUGCAUGUGACUUUUGCAUGAUAAUUUGCUUAUCUACAUUUUCGCAUCAUCAAGAAGGACACCGUCAUCAUAAAAUGUGGCCAGAGAUCUUUGUCACGACAAUUUUCGUGUUUGGUGUCGUUCUAUCGUCCACGCAUAAGAGAUCAGUAACUGUAAAUGAGUGGAAAGCGGGCAAAGAGUUUGAAGUUCGACUGUCACGUGGUUUUGCUUCUUACGCUGGUCAAGUGGUCGUUUUCCAUCAAGGGGUCUGGAGCACAGUUUGCGAUGACACCUGGGAUGAGAACGAUGCUUUUGUUGUAUGCCGGGAGUUGGGUUAUCCUAACGUUACCUUGGUAACAAGAGGAUCUUUCUUUGGUCCAGCGGGCACAAUAAAUAUUGAAAAGGUGCGUUGCAAUGGCAACGAGACAAGACUUGGUCAAUGUUCCUACAGGACCUCAAUGUCAGUGUCAAACUGUAAAACUGGAUGGAGGAGAGAAGCAGGAGUAAUAUGCGAACCCGUUAAGAAUACGGAUCCCAGAGAUAUCCCUAGAGUCCGCUUGUCAAAUUCUACCAACUCAGAGGGCUCAGGUCUGGUGGAAGUGUAUAUUCACGGUCAAUGGGGGAGAGUGUGUGAUUACUCUUGGCAUUACGAGGAUGCUUCGGUACUCUGCCGUCAGCUUGGGUAUCCUGGUGCGGAACGGUCCACCUGCUGUGGCAUGUACUUCGGGAAGGGUACAGGACCUCCGCUUAUGGCUCGUGUGAAGUGUAAAGGAACGGAAUCAUCGAUAUUUCAUUGCAGUCACGUGGGGAAGGACGAUGCAAGGUGUUCUAGACGUUCCAGUGCUGGAGUUGUAUGCAAACUGAAUAAACCAAAUGUUCGCCUGGUUGGUUCUCAUCUUGCACAUGCGGGUUUCGCACAAGUUCGUCACUAUGGUCGUUGGGGAUCUUUCUGUGAUUGGGACUGGGGACUAGAACAAGGUCAUGUUAUUUGCCGUGAAUUGGGUUAUCGAAGAGCUCUCUUUACAACCCUUGGAGACGUGUUUGAAAGACAGUCGGGUCCAAUCUGGAUAGAGGAGGCACGGUGCCAUGGAAAUGAAUCCUCCAUUUUCAAAUGCGAUUUAACGUACAUCCGGGAUAUGGACGAAGUGUUUAGCUGUGAUCAUAGUCACGCUGGAGGUGUCAUCUGCGAGUCCGACAAAGAACCAGGAUUAAACGGAACAACGGCAGUCAGAUUACAAGGCGGCAAUUUUACUUACAUGGGAAGGGUGGAGAUUAAGCGGCAUGGCUUCUGGCACUCUGUAUGCAGCAUUGCCUGGGAUAAACGUGACGCUGAUGUUGUUUGUCGUCAGUUGGGAUUCUCAGUGGCUGUGGUGGAACUUGCGCAUGGUCAGUUUGGUUCCAGUCCUGGACCCAUGUGGUUGACUAGUGUGAAUUGCCAUGGAAACGAGACCUCGUUAGACCAAUGUGUGAGCGCUGGAUGGGAGCUUGACAAAGAUUGCGGAGAGAGACAUGGCGCGGGGGUGAUAUGUAAAACGGACAAAGUUACAGGAGACGGUGAAAUAAGACUUCGCGGAUCAAGUGAAGUAAACGAGGGUCGAGUGGAGAUUAAAUUGGGAGGAGUCUGGGGCACGGUAUCAGACUUAGAAUGGGAUCUUCGCGAAGGUCACGUGGUAUGUCGUCAGCUGGGAUACCAUCAGGCUGUGCGCGUGUACUCGCAUUCAAGGUAUGGCUCUGUGGAUAUGAAAAUUUGGCUCAGCAACCUAAACUGUACUGGAGAAGAGAAUAACCUCUUAGACUGCCAUCGAGAGUUGAAUUUCAGGCUCUACACACCAGGCGAUAAUGCAGGGGUACAAUGCACUAAUGACACUAAUUAUAAAAGUGAUGUCGAGGUUCGCUUGUUUGGUGCGGACACGCCCAACCAUGGUCACGUGCAAGUUAAAUUUAACGGCACCUGGGGCACCAUCUGCGCCGUGCAUGAUCUACCAUACCGGUCAGCGGAAGUGAUAUGUCGUCAGCUGGGUUUGGGACAUGCGCUAAAACAUACAUUUAUGAAUGGCGAAUGCAGUGCAGUGAGUGAAGGCGCCGAUACUGUUUGGCUGUCUAGCUUGAACUGUCAAGGAUUUGAAGAUUCUAUUGACCAAUGUCCUCACAGGGGAUGGGGCAAACUUGACCCUGAAUACUGUUUGUAUUGUACACCGCAGCAUUGCAGUGCCUGUUUAAUAUGUCAGCCACUGAACCCUAAUAUAACAGACAUAUCACUGCGCAUGGCCGGUUCCAAUCUUCUCUACGCGGGUCGUGUUGAGGUCCAAUACGCUGGAGUCUGGGGAGUGAUAUGUCCACGCUUUAUGAGUGGCACUGUGUUUAAAGUAAUUUGCCGCCAAAUGGGAUUUGAAGGCAUAAUGGGUGACGUCACAUUGUACGGGAGACGAAGGCAGACACCACUUUAUGGAAAAGGAAAAGGACCAGUCUGGCUUAGCAAAGUACGCUGCCAUGGCAACGAAAGCAAACUGUCGGAAUGCGUGAUUGUCAGCCCAGGAGAAAUUCUUUGGUGCGGACACACAGAGGCACUGGAACUUAUGUGUCGACCUAAAAAGUAUACAGCACCUUAUCAGGUCCGCUUGGCUGGAUCUUCUGUGCCGCAUGCUGGGAUGGUUGAAGUCUUAUACAAUGGCACAUGGGGUACAGUUUGUGCCAAUGUGCGUCAGUGGGAUGUAUCCACACCAAACGCAUUAGUCGUCUGCAGACAGCUUGGAUUUGGACCACCUAUCAGAUCAGCCAGUAGCUGGCUAGCUCCGGUUUUUUCCAACUGUGCAUCACGUGACCAUGCCACUGGGCCUAUCUGGCUGUCAAACGUCCAGUGCCGAGGAAAUGAAAGCUCUUUGGACCAGUGCCCAAGUCUAGGUUGGGGAAAGACGGAGGGGCAUUGUAGUCACAGUUCUGACACUUGCCUGGUGUGUCAUAAUUCACGGUAUCAUAACUCCGAAAUUGCUUUGGAGCUUACUGGUUCCCAAGUUCCUUACGCCGGUCGCGUCAAAGUACGCUACCAAGGGGUGUGGGGUACGUUUUGUGCCGACGAAUGGCAACAUGAAAUUACUGAAGUGAUUUGUCGGCAGCUCGGCUUUGACGGCGUUGAACUGGACAUUACUUUGAACAACCUAGACGAGUAUAGCCCGCCUAAAGUAUAUGACGUGGGUCCAGGCCCAGUUUGGUUUCGCAGCUCUGGAUGCAAAGGCCAUGAAAAACAUUUGUCUGAGUGUGAUCUCACUGAGGACAGAUAUUGCAUAGAAGAUAACGUGGAGCUUAUUUGCAAAAUGGAAAAUGUUUCUGUUAAUGAAUUCGCUGUCAGACUCCAAGGAGGAAGCCAUUCAAACGAGGGCCGUGUGGAGGUUUUCUAUGGUGGCCUUUGGGGCACUAUUACGACCGCCAAGUGGGACCUUAAAGAUGCUAUGGUUCUCUGCCGUCAACUUGGUUUCCCGAAAGCUCAAGUCUCUUCAUAUAAACAAGCAGACCUAUUCAAGCAAGUGUUUUGGUUCAGUAAUUUUGAAUGUGACGGAAGCGAGGCCACGUUAGGGCAGUGUAAGCACACUCGGUUAGGAAAGGCCUUCUACAAUGACCACGAACCAUUGGAAGUCUUUGUGCGCUGCGCGACAGGCAUGGAGAAUAACACUUCCAGGUUCUCCCCUACACCAUCUGCGUCGAGUGCCAAAACUUAUACCUCUCAAGGUCCCUUCUCUACCUUGGCCCCAUCCACCCCAAGCCCUCCGGCUAAUUGUCCUAGAAAUAGGUGCCAAAAUGGCGGCUCUUGUAAGCUGGCGGAGAAGACAUGGAAAUGUAGCUGUUUGGAAAUGUUUUCUGGAGACUACUGCGAAGUUAACGUUGGAAGUAAUGCGGUCUCGAUGAUCUUAAAAAUGACUUUAAAUCAAUGGAAACCUCUAGACUUUAAAAAGACUGUGGCUGACCUUUUAACAAACCACUGCAAGUUGAACUCGUGUCUGGAUAAGGGGCAGAAAAAAAGAACAAAACGCCAAACAACUUCGCCCAGAUUUCAACCAGAUAACGUCAUCAUUCUCCCAGGCUACCCCAAAGAGGUGCAGGGUACAAAUCUCUUGAAUGUGAGGCUAGCCGUUAAGAUGCCUGGGGAUAAUAGCAAUACUGUAAUUUCGCGUGAAGCAUUGAGUCACUUGCUGGUGAAAGUGGCAUCGGGAUUUCAUAAGCGCCUGGGUCAUCACGUCGUAUAUAUCGAUAAGAAAGAAGUUCACUCAGCUUCGAUUACUUCAGUCCAACCGCUGACUGCUCCUGCGGUUGACCGCGAGUCGAGUGGACUUGAGUCUGCGAAGUCACACAGCUCCGCGUUGAUGGCGCUUGGUGUUGCCCUUGGAAUUGUGAGUCUUAUCGCAAUCAUUAUCAUCAUCUUGUACUAUCGGAAGGUGAAACGGGAGGAGGCCUCGUUUGAGCAUGAGGAUCCGAACGUGGACGAGGACGAGAAACCCGGAGAAAAUAUACGAUUGAUGGCUCUUUGAAGCACUACAAGCUCUUCAGGAAAAAAUUACUGGAGUGGAAACCCCCGUCAAAACAAACUAGCUGUUGUAAAACUUUAAGAACCACACGUCAAAGAGGUUACUUGACUACAUGUAAAUCAUCUCGCAAUUAAACUGCUACACGCGUGUAGUCCAUGCGUGCAUUCCACGCGUGAACUAAGGAAAACGCGCCUUUUGUACUGAACAGCACAGUCCGCGUCCAACAAUAAAUAGACCCCAGGCCUCGUUCUAGACACAACUACUAGAAACCAGAGAAACAACAAAAAUGUCGCUUGAUAAGGAUGAGACAAUAAAAGUAUACAUGUAGAUGAGAUAUUA
Messenger RNA from Stylophora pistillata, 5015 nucleotides. Its product is annotated as scavenger receptor cysteine-rich domain superfamily protein. The record is from RefSeq and is a predicted model, not a curated record. Gene Ontology annotation, cellular component: membrane. Lineage: Eukaryota; Metazoa; Cnidaria; Anthozoa; Scleractinia; Pocilloporidae.